Molecule: messenger RNA, 4175 nt
Organism: Tachyglossus aculeatus (Australian echidna)
Lineage: Eukaryota; Metazoa; Chordata; Mammalia; Monotremata; Tachyglossidae
Gene: UBN2
Product: ubinuclein 2
Cellular component (GO): nucleus
Source: RefSeq, a predicted model, not a curated record
GCGCCCUGCCCAGCCUAGCGGCGGACGACGACGACGACCGGGGCCAGGGCGACCAUGGCGGAGCCGCGACGGGUCCCCUUCGUCAGCCUGUCCCCCGUGAGGCGGCGCGACGGAGACCCGCCGGGCCUGGACGCGCCUCAGCCCCCUCCAGCACCACCACCACCACCGUGACCACCGUGACCACCACCACCACCACCACCAUCACCACCAUCACCCCAGCCGCCGCCGCCGCCCCCCUCUUUGCCCUCGCCCCCGCGGGAGGAGGCGGCCCGACCCGACCCUCCUCAGCCUCCUCAGCCCCAGCCUCCCCCUCCUCAGCCUCCUCCUCCUCCUCAGCCUCCUCGGGACACGGUUCGCCUGGAGCUGGCCCUCAAAGACCCCACCGACGACAGCUGCGUGGAGUUCAGCUACCCGGACCUGCUCCUCUCCGGACAACAACGGAAGAAGCCCAGCCACCCAGAAGAUCCUUUUAAUGAUGAGCAGCGAGAGAAGCACGAAGUGGAAAUGCUGGCAAAGAAGUUUGAAGUGAAAUACGGAGGCAAACCGCGCAAGCACCGGAAAGAUCGCCUGCAGGACCUGAUCGACAUAGGCUUUGGCUACGAUGAGACGGAUCCGUUCAUCGAUAACUCCGAGGCGUACGACGAACUGGUUCCCGCCUCCCUGACGACCAAAUACGGAGGAUUUUACAUCAACACCGGCACGUUGCAGUUCCGCCAGGCGUCGGAAUCGGAGGACGAAGACUUCGUCGAGAUGAAAAAGCACAGGCCGCCUAAAGUUUCCAAAAUAAAAGAAGGAGAGGAUUUCAGCCUGAAGAAGAGGAAGCGGAAAGAGGAAGGAGAAAAGGAGAAGAAGGCUCAGAAGAUGAAAGUUCCCAAACAGCUGGGAGUUCUAGCCCUCAACUCGCACAAGUCGGAAAAGAAGAAGAAGAAACUCUAUAAAGAUUCUUUCUCUCUGGCCGCCAUGAUCCGAAAAUUUCAUAAAGAGAAAGAAGCGUUACGGAAGAGAGACUCUGCCCCGAAAGAGGCCGUGACUGUGGUGCCCUCCGCCCUGAGUAAAUCUCCCUCCGUCGCGGCCACCUCCGCCACCCCCCUGGGCCACGACGCCUCCGAGUUAAACCUCACGAGCCCCGACCCCGUCCUCUCCAUUUUCGGGAGCACAAACGAGCACGAACUCCUGCAGGAAGCCGAGUCUGCCCUGGAGAUGCUGGGAGACCUCGACUUCGACCGGCUACUGGAUGCCACCUCGAAUGGCAGCCCCGUGUCUGAGUCCGGGGGCGAGAACGGCAGCGCGGCCCAGCCCCCUCCCACCGCUCAGGUCCCGAUGCCCAAGCUGGUCCCCAGCCUCCCGGAAGGCCUGCCCGUUCUCCUCGAGAAACGCAUCGAGGACCUCCGCGCGGAUGAUCGUUUAAGGGAACCCCUGCAAAAGCUGAAAGUGGCUGUGAGCAACGUCAUGCCUGAGCAGCUGUUCAAAUAUCAAGAGGAUUGUCAGGCCCGCAGUCAAGCCAAGAAUGCCAAGCAGCAGGCAGAUGAGGAACGAGAGAAAAACGGUUCCGAAGAGGAUGACGACGAGAAGCCGGGGAAACGGGUCACCGGGCCUAGAAAGAAAUUCCACUGGGACGACACCAUCAGGACUUUGCUGUGUAACCUCGUCAAAAUCAAACUGGGAUGCUAUGAGCUAGAGCCAAAUAAAAGCCAGUCUGCGGAGGAUUAUCUCAAGACGUUUAUGGAGACGGAGGUGAAGCCACUGUGGCCCAAAGGCUGGAUGCAGUCUAGAAUGCUCUUUAAGGAAAGCCGGAGUGUUCACAAUCAUCUCACUUCUGCCCCGGCGAAGAAAAAGGUGAUUCUGGCACCGAAACCCAAAGUGAAGGACUGCAGUCCCAAGAAGGAGCAGAAAACGCCCGCGCCGUCUUCAGCGGGGUCUGCCUGCGGUCCCGCGGCGGGCUCCGUGCCGUCGGCCGCGGCCCCGACCGGUUCUGGCUGCGCGACCCCGGCCCAGGAGACGAUCUGCCUGGAUGACUCACUAGACGACGACCUCUCCUUCCACCCCCCGUCGCUGGAUUCGAUCUCGGAGGCCCUGGCCGUGAUCAACAACGGCGCCAAGGGGCCCCCCGUCGGCUCGGGAAUGAGCGCGCUGACGCCGAGACCUCGCCCCGGGCUGAGGGAAGAAAAACUAGCCAGCAUCAUGAGUAAACUGCCGCUUUCGGCCCCGAAGAAGAUGGAGUCCGCCCAGGCGGCCCACUCGUCGAGUCUCAUCGCUGGCCACACGGGACCAGUACCAAAGAAACCCCAGGACUUAAUUCACACCGGCAUCUCUUCAGGCCUUAUCGCCGGCUCUUCGAUUCAGAACCCGAAAGUUUCCCUAGAACCCUUGCCAGCCAGGCUCCUUCAGCAAGGACUGCAGAGGUCCAGCCAGAUCCAAGCAGCCGUCUCCUCCUCCCAGACUCACGCCUCUCCCUCCUCCUCCUCUCCCUCGUCCUCUUCCUCCUCCUCCCAGGCCCAAGGGGCGGCCUCCUCUCACGCCCCGCCGUCGUCGUCGGAGGCCCGCGAGGCCUCCCCCGGACCGCAGGGGACGAAGGCGCCCCAGCCUCCGCCCGCCCCGCAGAACUACGUGUCUCCCCUCCAAGCGACCAUGAGCAAAUCGCAGACCAACCCCGUGGUGAAACUGAGCAGCAGCCCCCAACUCUCGUGUCCCGCCCCACUCCUCAAGGCUUCAGACAAGCCUCUCGUCUACCGCCUUCCUCUGUCCAUGCCCUCCUCGGGAAGCGGCUCUCAGGGGCCGCAUCCUCUGGUCUCCAGGACAGCCUCCAGCGCCUCUACCUCUAGUAACUAUUUAGCUAAGGCCAUGGUGUCCCAAGUUUCCACCCAGGGUUUUAAGCCUCCCUUCUCUCUGGCCGCCUCCCCCAAGCCCGCCGCCUCCCCCAAGCCCGCCGCCUCCCUCAAGCCCGUGGCCUCCCCCAAGCCCCCGGCGCCCCCGAAGCCCUCCGCGUCACCUAAGCCCUCCCCCGCGCCCCCCAAGCCCUCCCCCAAGCCCUCUCUGGCCACUAAACCUCCCCUGCCCACGAAACUGAGCCUGUCGAAGUCCGCGGUGCCCCCCAAGCCCAUGGCCUCCCCCAGUUCUUCCACUUCUAGUGCACUAGUAGCCCAGAGUAGCCACUCCAGCAGCAGCACCCCCCAAGCCCACAAACAGCCGAGCGGAGGCCACAUCAGCAGACAGUCCCCCACUUUGAACGUCCUGCCCUCGAGUCGCCCCUCAGGCCUUCAGCCCGCCAAGAAUCUCCAGGCCUCUUCCAAGAUGGCCAGCCCCUCUUCCACUGGAACUGCCGGAAAGAAUAGCCUGAGCGGCGUCGGAAUGAAUGUACCCACCAGCCGAGGCGGCAACCCUAGCUCCAGCGCGACUAAUAGGACUAGUCUCUCUGGGGGAGCAGGAAGUGGAACACAGGGUGCUACUAAACAGUUAUCUACUCCGCACAGACCAUCCUCUGCCUCAGGGUCUUCAGUGGUAGCGGCCAGCGUGCAGUCCACAGCAGGAGCAUCACUAUUGGCUAAUGCCUCACCUCUGACUCUCAUGACAUCACCCUUAUCCAUAACGAAUCAAAAUGUGGCUCCAUUUGGGAUGCUGGGUGGCCUUGUUCCUGUGACCAUGCCCUUCCAGUUUCCUUUGGAGUUGCUUGGCUUCGGGACGGACACAGCUGGAGUGACUACCACUGCGGGAUCUACCUCAGCAGCUUUCCACCACAGCCUAACUCAGAAUUUGCUAAAGGGUUUACAGCCAGGAGCUCAGCACGCAGCAGCGACGCUUUCUCACUCACCUCUGCCGACUCACUUACAGCAAGCUUACAAUGAUGGAGGCCAAAGUAAAGGGGACACUAAGUUACAGCGGAAAUCCCAGUGACUUCCCAGCAAGCCAAGGAGUUGGAAGUUUUGAUGGGCUGGUGGAUCUACCUGAUGGGAAAGUGCUUAAGUGGUCAUAGGGCUGCUGUUUCUGUCAAUGUUUACAUUCUCUGUCCCAAGCACUGUGGUGAGGAGGAGGAGGAGGCCGCGGAGGAGGAAAAGAAAACAAUACUUGAUCAAAGCCAGGUGCAGGAGGAGGAAAAGCUUUGGUGUAGACUUAGUGGCCAUUUGGCCUCUGCUAAAGACACACAAAGCCAUUCCCUUCUCCCUUCCCUUCCCCCGCCA